AGCCGCCGCCGUCUCCGCCGUCGCUUCGGCAGCCGCCGCGGUGGUCGCCUCGGGCCGCGCCGCUCGCUCUCUGGCCGUCACCUCCCCUCCCGACAUCUCGUCCCAAGGAGGUUGAAGCUGAAGCGAGGCCGGCGGCAGGGGACAGCACGGCCCCGCAGUGCGGGCGGCGGCAGUGACAGCCCGGCCCGCCGCCCGCCCUAGCUCUCGGCGCCCGCAGCCACGAUGAACCGGGGAGGCAGCAGCCCGUCGGCCGCUACCAACUACCUGCUCUGCACCAACUGCCGGAAAGUGCUGCGGAAGGAUAAAAGAAUCAGAGUAUCUCAACCAUUGACACGAGGACCAAGUGCCUUUAUUCCCGAAAAGGAAGUUGUCCAAGCAAAUACAGUAGAUGAACGUACUAACUUUCUUGUGGAAGAAUACUCUACAUCCGGUCGUCUGGACAACAUCACACAGGUCAUGAGUUUACACACUCAGUACCUAGAGUCUUUCUUGAGGAGCCAGUUUUACAUGUUGCGCAUGGAUGGCCCCCUUCCUCUACCAUACAGGCACUAUAUCGCAAUCAUGGCUGCAGCUAGGCAUCAGUGUUCUUACUUAAUAAACAUGCAUGUGGAUGAAUUUUUAAAGACCGGAGGUAUGGCUGAGUGGUUGAAUGGUUUGGAAUAUGUACCACAAAGACUGAAAAACCUUAAUGAAAUAAAUAAGCUGCUAGCACACCGGCCCUGGCUGAUCACAAAAGAGCACAUUCAGAAGCUUGUCAAAACUGGGGAAAAUAAUUGGUCUCUGCCAGAACUGGUACACGCUGUGGUCCUACUGACGCAUUAUCAUGCUUUGGCAAGCUUUGUUUUUGGUAGUGGCAUCAAUCCAGAGAGAGACCCAGAAAUCGCCAAUGGAUUCAGACUAAUAUCAGUCAGUAAUUUCUGCGUGUGUGAUCUUGCCAAUGACAACAACAUAGAAAAUGCGUCCCUUACAAGCAACAACUUUGGGAUUGUGGAUUCACUAAGUGAGCUCGAGGCCUUAAUGGUCAGGAUGAAAAGGCUUCACGAAGAAAGGGAAGAUGAAGAGGCAUCUCAGGAAGAAAUGAGCACUCGUUUUGAGAAGGAAACAAAAGAAAGUCUGUUUGUGGUUCCUGGAGAUACUCUCCAUUCAUUUCCUCAGUCAGAUUUUGAAGACGACAUGAUUGUAACAUCUGAUGUCUCCCGAUAUAUUGAAGACCCUGGCUUUGGAUAUGAAGACUUUGCCAGAAGAGGGGAAGAGCAUUUGCCAACGUUCCGAGCUCAGGACUAUACUUGGGAAAACCAUGGGUUCUCCCUGGUGAACAGGCUUUAUUCUGACAUUGGACAUCUUCUUGAUGAAAAGUUUCGGAUGGUCUACAGUCUCACCUAUAACACUAUGGCCACCCACGAGGAUGUUGACACCACCAUGCUCCGCAGAGCUUUAUUUAACUAUGUUCACUGUAUGUUUGGAAUCAGGUAUGAUGACUAUGAUUAUGGAGAAGUUAAUCAAUUACUUGAACGAAGCCUGAAGGUUUACAUUAAGACAGUGACCUGCUAUCCUGAGAGAACAACAAAGCGCAUGUAUGAUAGUUACUGGCGUCAGUUCAAACACUCAGAAAAGGUCCACGUAAAUUUACUUUUAAUGGAAGCACGGAUGCAAGCUGAACUUCUUUAUGCUCUUCGUGCCAUCACUCGGCAUUUAACCUGAAGCAUCGCCCAGGGAAAGUGUCGUAUACUUUACAGAUCUUCUCACAUAAGAUAUACAUCAGAAGCUGUUUGUGAUGUAGCAUCAAAAAUUAUCCAAUUCUCUAGUGUCAAAGUUUAGCCGGUUUUUUUAACGGCCGUAAUGUGCAAUGAUGUGUUUUAUUUUUCUUGAUGCUUAACAUUACUAACAACUGCAAAAAUAAUACUGAGGAGCACUACUUUGCAUUGUUUAUAGUUGGAUUUUUGGAUACUGACCAUAAAUCAUGAACCUGG
Molecule: messenger RNA, 1970 nt
Organism: Chrysochloris asiatica (Cape golden mole)
Lineage: Eukaryota; Metazoa; Chordata; Mammalia; Afrosoricida; Chrysochloridae
Gene: SESN3
Product: sestrin 3
Exons: 10
Coding region: 223-1701 (492 amino acids)
Biological process (GO): regulation of response to reactive oxygen species; positive regulation of macroautophagy; negative regulation of TORC1 signaling
Cellular component (GO): nucleus
Molecular function (GO): oxidoreductase activity, acting on peroxide as acceptor; L-leucine binding
Source: RefSeq, a predicted model, not a curated record